Messenger RNA from Hyla sarda, 1922 nucleotides. RefSeq names its product cytochrome P450 2C20-like. The record is from RefSeq and is a predicted model, not a curated record. Gene Ontology annotation, biological process: xenobiotic metabolic process. Gene Ontology annotation, molecular function: heme binding; oxidoreductase activity, acting on paired donors, with incorporation or reduction of molecular oxygen, reduced flavin or flavoprotein as one donor, and incorporation of one atom of oxygen; iron ion binding. The transcript has 9 exons. The coding region runs from base 41 to 1519 and encodes 492 amino acids. Gene Ontology annotation, cellular component: intracellular membrane-bounded organelle; cytoplasm. Lineage: Eukaryota; Metazoa; Chordata; Amphibia; Anura; Hylidae.
UCAGCAGCAUUAUCCUCUCCAGGAGAGACCAAGAGUGAACAUGCUUCUUGCCUCAGCUCUUCUUCUCCUUCUCUUACUAUGCCUGUUCUGGACAAUACGGUUGAAAGGAAAAUCUAAGGUCCAUCCAAACCUGCCACCAGGUCCUCCUCCAUUGCCAGUAUUUGGUAACAUUCUCCAGAUAAAACCUCGGAGGCUCUUGCUCUCACUCCAACAGUUCCAGGAAGAAUAUGGCCCAAUAUUCACCGUAUAUUUUGGAUCCCGACCUGCUGUAAUGCUUUGUGGGUAUGAUAUGGUAAAAGAAGCCUUACUGGAUAACAAGGACGUAUUCAGUGGAAGAGGGAAGAUGCCGUUGGCUGAAUAUGUUCUGAAGGGAUAUGGAAUCAUAGGCAGCAAUGGCGAGCGCUGGAAACAAAUGAGACGUUUUGCACUGACCACCCUUAGAAACUUCGGGAUGGGUAAGAGGAGUAUAGAAGAAAGAAUCCAGGAGGAGGCGCAAUUUCUUGUGGAGGAAUUCAGCAAAAUGGAAGGGAAAUUGUUUGACCCUACUUUUCUCCUUGGCUGUGCUGUAUCCAACAUCAUCUGCUCCAUUGUUUUUGGCAAGAGGUUUAGUUACAGUGAUGAACAUUUUCUGUCUCUUCUCAAGAAUAUCACUGGGGUCAUUCGUUUCAUGAAUUCUGGAUGGGGUAUGAUUUUCUACUACUUCCAUGGACUUUUGAGCCAUAUUCCUGGUCCUCACCAGAAAGGUAUUCAGCAUCUAAUCGACCUGAAAGCAUUCGUCCAAGAGAGGGUAGAUGAGAGUAUGAACACCCUCAACACGGACACUACACGCCACUUUAUUGACUGUUUUCUGGUCAAGAUGCAAAAGGAUGAAAAGAAUCCAGACUCAGAAUUCCAGAACGAGAACAUUGUAGCUUCUUCCAUAAACUUGUUCUCUGCUGGGACAGAGACUACCAGUACCACCCUUCGAUAUGGCUUCCUCGCUCUCCUAAAAUAUCCUGAAAUUCAAGCCAAAAUCCAGGAUGAAAUUGAUCAUGUGAUAGGGGAUCGUUGCCCGUCAGCAGAAGACCGAAACAAAAUGCCCUACACUGAAGCGGUCAUCUGUGAAAUCCAGCGAUUCAGUGACAUUGUUCCCACAGGGGUCCCCCACUCCACUACAGAGGACAUCUCAUUUCAUGGCUAUACUAUCCCUAAGGGCACAGAUGUGUUCAUGUUAUUGACUACUGUACUGAAGGAUCCUAAACAGUUUCCACAGCCAGAGGUCUUCUCACCAGAACGGUUCCUGGAUGACAUGGGUGCAUUAAAGAAACAUCCAGCUUUAAUGCCAUUUUCUGCAGGAAAGCGAAUUUGUGUGGGAGAAGGCUUAGCUCGUAUGGAACUCUUCCUUUUCUUGACCUCACUCCUCCAGAAGUUUACCCUAACCACGGUGGCAUCUUCAGAUGACAUAGACUUAAGUCCGGAGUUUAGCAGUGCCGGCAAUACGCCCCGUUCCUACAACAUGUCUGUAGUCCCCCGUCACUAGCAGUUCACAUUGCAACUACCUGUUUUAUAUUUUAUUUUUAUAUGAAUAAUUAGAAUAACAUUACUAUAUUUAUUGUGAGAGAUUUUUGUAAUAUAAGUUAGAAGAUUUUUUUUAGUUGUUUUCAAUCUUUAUUCAUUAAUGAGUUCAAAUUUAAAGAAAUUUGUCCUUGCUUUAAAGAUAGGUCAAAGAAAGAAAGAGGGAGACCCCACAAGGCGCCUAGCGCAUUAUCCCUGAUAGAUCAAAUAAAGCAGAUGGAUGGUAUGUGCUCACCUGGAGCGCAAAGAAUAUGCGCAUAUAACCCAAAGCAAUGGGCAAAAGGCGUUCUAUAGAUUCCCCUGGAGGAGUUGCGAAGCUGUGGGAAGGUGGAUAAGGGCUGGUGUCCGUCCACAAAUAAUAAGCUAAA